This is a messenger RNA of Trifolium pratense (red clover), 883 nucleotides long. Its product is annotated as UDP-glycosyltransferase 88F5-like. The annotation marks the transcript as partial. The record is from RefSeq and is a predicted model, not a curated record. The transcript has 2 exons. NCBI's taxonomy places the organism in Eukaryota, Viridiplantae, Streptophyta, Magnoliopsida, Fabales, Fabaceae.
UUUGACUCUUACAUAAACCGCGUCUCAUCUUCUCACCCGUCCAUCAUCUUCCACCGUUUCCCUUCCAUCAUUGUCACUCACUCAAGCACUCAAAGCUUAGCGACAACCGGAUGCCUAUUCAUAAAAAGAAAUGCUGUCAAUGUUGAAUCCAAACUCUGUCAACUCACUCAAACCUCUGUUAUCAAAGUCUUCAUUAUUGAUAUGUUUUGCACUUCUGCCAUGGAAAUAGCUUCCACCAUGGGAAUUCCUGUUUACUAUUUAUUCACUACUGGAGCUUCUGCUUUGGCUCUGUAUUCCUACUUUCCAAAAAUUCACCGCGAAACAAUGGUGUCAUUAAAAGAAAUGGUGGGAGUUGAGAUUCUGAUGCCAGGAAAUUCAGCAUUGAAAGCAGAGUUGAUGCCGACACCGGUUCUUGAUAGGGAAGAUCCUGCUUAUUGGGAGAUGUAUUUCUGUGAGCAACUUUCAAUGGUGAAGGGAAUCGUGGUGAAUACAUUUCGUGAAUUGGAAGUUGUGGCGGUUAAGGCUGUUGAAGAUGGCGUGUGUUUUCUGGAUAUCAAAAGAAGUCCGCCUCCCGUUUACUGCAUUGGGCCAUUGAUUGCUGACCCUCAACAAUCAGCGAAAGUUGCACUUGGAGAAUUUGGGUCAUCGACAAAAGCACUGGCAAAUUUGGUUCAAACAUGGAAUGAAAUCAAUCACUUAUAACUAAUUUCAUUGUCAUUAGUAUUAUCACUCAAUUAUUAUACCAGUUCAUUCAUUUUAGGUCCUUGGUUGUUUCACUUUUGUCCUUGUCUACUUUUUGUUCAAAACUACUGGAAUUAUGUUGCAGACAAUGUGAAAAAAGCAUGUUUUACUUUGGAAACCAUUGUUUUGAAAAUAUUGAUUU